Molecule: messenger RNA, 2549 nt
Organism: Vigna umbellata (rice bean)
Lineage: Eukaryota; Viridiplantae; Streptophyta; Magnoliopsida; Fabales; Fabaceae
Source: RefSeq, a predicted model, not a curated record
UAGUCAAAAAAUUCUACGAUAAACUACUUAUUCCCUCAACAUCCGUGCCUCGUGUGCAGCUAUUAACACAAUGGCAAUUCCACUACCUUCCACGCUUGUCAUCAUAGCCAGCCUAUUUCUUCUCUCCCCAAAAAUUUCCUCUGAAACCAACACCAUCACUCAGCUUCAGCCACUUACCUAUGGAACCAACUUGGUUUCUGAGGGAGGAACCUUCGAGUUAGGUUUCUUCAUCCUAGGUACGUCAAAAAACCUCUACCUAGGAAUAUGGUUCAAAAACAUCCCACAAAAAACCAUUGUUUGGGUUGCCAACCGCAACAAUCCAAUCAAUAACACCAGCAGCAACUCCACCGAGUUAACCAUAUCAAAAGAAGGAAACCUGGUUCUUCUCAGCAGCAACAACACCGUUCACUGGUCAACAAAUGCAACAACAAAAUCUAAAUCGGUCAACGUCGUAGCACGGCUAUUGGAAACCGGCAACUUAGUCGUUAGAGAUGAAAACGACAACAAUUUUGAAAACUACUUGUGGCAAAGCUUUGACUAUCCUUCGGACACACUUUUACCAGGAAUGAAGCUAGGAUGGGAAGUAGCAACAGGUCUCAACAGAUACAUCACUUCUUGGAACAAUUGGGAAGACCCAUCUUCUGGUCAUUUCUCUUAUGGAGUUUCAAGACGAAACGUCCCAGACAUGCAAAUUUGGAACGGUUCAUCAGUGAUCUACCGAAGUGGCCCUUGGAGUGGGUUUCGAUUCAGCGCCACACCGUUAUUUAAGCGUCGUCCAUUGGUUAAUAUCAACUUCGUUGAUAAUCCUAGGGAAAGUUAUUACCAAGUUUUUCCGCGAAAUAGUUCGAUGAUUCUGAGAACGGUGAUUAACCAAACGGCUAACGCUCUUCUGCGUUUCAUUUGGGAGGAAGAAAGUCAAAACUGGAAGCUUGAUUUAGUUAUCCCCAGAGACGGUUUUUGCGGCUAUGACUACUGUGGCUCUUUCGGGUACUGUGCUUUGACGGGUAACACUUCAACUUGCGAGUGUUUACGAGGGUUUAAGCCAAGAUCGGUGGAAAACUGGUGUGCAAAGAUUUGGAAUGAAGGGUGCGUGAAUAGCAGUGAAUCAUGGAGGUGUCGGGUGAAGAACAAAGACGGGUUCGUUAAGGUUAGUAACAUGAAUAUUCCCGACACUAAAACAUCGUGGAUGAAUCGAAGUAUGACAAUUGAUGAAUGCAAGGCUAAGUGUUGGGCAAAUUGUUCGUGCACGGCUUAUGCUAAUUCUGAUAUCACUGAAACUGGAAGUGGUUAUAGCGGUUGCAUCAUCUGGUUCGGCGAUCUGUUGGAUUUGAGAUUGCUUCCAGAUGCAGGGCAAGAUCUAUAUGUCAGAUUGGAUAUCUCCACCAUUGAAAAUAAAGAUUAUUCAAAGAAAGUGGUGAUCGGGGUCACAAGCUCAGUUUCAUCGAUUGUUGCGGUGCUUGUAAUAUUCACAUUCCUUUACCGUAGAAGAAAAGGUAAAGAUAAAAAAGUAAAGAUAAACGGGAGUGAAGAUGAUCUAGAGCUACCUUUGUUCGAUUUUGAUACAAUAGCAUGUGCUACUAAUGACUUCUCAGAGGACCACAUGCUUGGCCAAGGUGGUUUUGGUCCUGUAUACAAAGGGACAUUAUCGGAUGGAAAGAAUGUUGCAGUGAAAAGGCUCUCUGAUACAUCUGCACAAGGACUCAAGGAAUUUAAAAAUGAAGUUAUAUUUUGUUCUAAACUUCAACAUCGGAAUCUUGUCAAAGUUCUUGGAUAUUGCAUUGAAGAACAAGAAAAAUUACUCAUUUAUGAAUACAUGCCAAACAAAAGCUUAAACUUCUUUCUUUUUGAUCAUUCUCAAAGCAUACUCUUAGAUUGGUCUACACGAUUAAAUAUUAUAACUGGAAUUGCUCGAGGACUUCUUUAUCUUCAUCAAGAUUCUAGAUUAAGAAUCAUACACAGAGAUUUAAAAUCGAGCAAUAUCUUGUUAGAUGAUGAUAUGAAUCCAAAGAUUUCUGAUUUUGGAUUAGCAAGAGGAGGUAGAGGUGAUCAGAUUGAAGGGAAUACAAGGAGAGUUGUGGGUACAUAUGGUUAUAUGGCUCCUGAAUAUGCAAUUGGUGGAGUAUUCUCUGUUAAAUCUGAUGUUUAUAGCUUUGGAGUUUUAUUAUUAGAGAUUUUAAGUGGAAAGAAAAACAAAGGAUUUUCCUACUCAAUCCACAACUAUAACCUUAUUGAACAUGCAUGGCGGUGUUGGAAAGAAAGCAUCCCAAUUGAAUUCAUCGAUACUUGUUUAAGGGACUCAUACAUUCUAUCUGAAGCCUUACGAUGUAUUCAUAUUGGUCUUUUAUGCAUACAACAUCAACCUAAUGAUAGACCGAAUAUGACUACUGUAGUUACAAUGUUAACGAGUGAAAGUACUUUACCACAACCCGAAAAACUUGUUUUCUUAAUGCAAAGGGUUCUAGUUGAGGAAGAUGUUGUACAAAAUAUGUAUUGUCCAACAAAUGAAGUUACAAUUUCAGAUGUGGAACCAAGAUAAGAAAUUGAUCUUA